This is a messenger RNA of Scomber japonicus (chub mackerel), 759 nucleotides long. It is a transcript of the gene cyb561, whose product is annotated as transmembrane ascorbate-dependent reductase CYB561. The transcript has 5 exons. Bases 1 to 759 code for a protein of 252 amino acids. Gene Ontology annotation, molecular function: oxidoreductase activity. The record is from RefSeq and is a predicted model, not a curated record. Gene Ontology annotation, cellular component: lysosomal membrane. NCBI's taxonomy places the organism in Eukaryota, Metazoa, Chordata, Actinopteri, Scombriformes, Scombridae.
AUGGAAGAUUCUGCUCCACGUGCGCGUCGCUCCAUGUUCGCGUGCCUGGUGGGAGCGUCACAGCUACUGGGUCUGGCGUCGGUGGUGUUGACCGGUGUGUGGAUGGGUCACUACCGCGGAGGUUUUGCCUGGGAUGGCUCAGCACGGGAGUUCAACCUGCAUCCUUUGUGCAUGGUGUUGGGGUUGGUCUUCCUUCAGGGCGAUGCCAUCCUGGUCUACAGAGUAUUUCGUAAUGAGGCGAAGAGGAAUGUGAAGAUGCUUCACGGCAUCAUUCAUCUGCUCGCCCUCAUCAUCAGUAUCAUAGGUGUUGUAGCUGUGUUUGACUUCCACAGAGCAGCUAAGAUUCCAGACAUGUACUCUCUACACAGCUGGUGUGGCAUCAUUACCCUAGUCCUUUUUUGCAUACAGUGGGUUAUGGGUUUAUCAUUCUUCCUGUUUCCUGCUGCAUCGUCAUGGUUACGAGCCUCAUACCUCCCCAUCCAUGUGUUCUGUGGUCUGGCUCUGCUGGUUCUGGCCAUAGGAACCAGCCUGCUCGGCAUCACAGAGAAACUCCUCUUCAGCAUCAUGCCAACCUACUCUGCAUUCGCCCCAGAAGGAGUUCUGGCCAACGUCUUGGGCAUCCUGCUGGUGUGUUUCGGGGUGCUACUGGGGUACUUGAUCACCAGGGAGGAAUACAGACGCCCACCCAACCCAGAAGAGGAGUCUCUGUCUGUCCACUUCAAGACCCUGACAGAAGGGGGGUCACCAACAACGCCCUGA